Messenger RNA from Grammomys surdaster, 723 nucleotides. RefSeq names its product thymosin beta 15B (gene Tmsb15b). Gene Ontology annotation, molecular function: actin monomer binding. NCBI's taxonomy places the organism in Eukaryota, Metazoa, Chordata, Mammalia, Rodentia, Muridae. The transcript has 3 exons. Gene Ontology annotation, biological process: regulation of cell migration; actin filament organization. Bases 96 to 233 code for a protein of 45 amino acids. The record is from RefSeq and is a predicted model, not a curated record. Gene Ontology annotation, cellular component: cytoplasm.
CAGCUAGCAGCUGCACCGGCAACCACCACCCGCACCCAGAGGUAGCUGCGGACUUAAUUGCUGGCCUUACAGGAGCCUAGAAGCGGGCAGUCAAGAUGAGUGAUAAACCAGACUUGUCUGAAGUUGAAACAUUUGACAAAUCAAAGUUGAAGAAGACUAAUACUGAAGAAAAAAAUACUCUACCAUCGAAGGAAACUAUCCAGCAGGAGAAAGAAUACAAUCAACGAUCAUAAAAUGAGGAUCUCCUUUCAAGAGCAACUUCACCAUUGCCUGACAGUCUUGGUUUUAGCCUUGUUUCUGUGAACCGAUGUGAUAAUGUAGGAUUUUUUUCAGUGAACAUAAGUGAUGCUGAUUUAAAUGUGUCUCUCCCAGUUCAUAUGCAUCUUUUUAGCUCCCAAUGUUUGGCUAAUUUAGUCCCUUUGGGAGCCAUUCUUAUAAGGUUAGUAGAAGUUAAAUAAGGUUAUAAAAGAAGCUUCUAAAAAUAGGAAGUGGGGAGAAAAAGCAGGACAGAACUGGGGGAGGAGGGGUUUCCACUACCCAGUAAUAACCAUCUAGACUAUGAUCCUAAUUUACACAUCUUCUUUUUAAAAGGUUAUGUAUUUGUGACCUAAAAUGUUAACUUGCUUUUUUCUUUCUAAGGAUGUAUAAGAACUUAUAUCCUUAAAUUGUCACAACUAAAAAUAAAGCAACAACAGAACAAAUAAUAACAAACCCAAACAACAA